AUGCGCUUCUCGCGCAGCUCGUACAGAUUGGACUCGGCAACCUCGCUGAGGCAGGCUCCACCCCCGCAGACCCAGCAUCAACAUGGUCGCCGCCCUGCACAUACCAUUUGGAUCCAAACGAUCGCAUAUGCAAGCUUGACUAUGAGUUUGCUCGCUGCAUUCGGGGCCGUACUGGGCAAGCAGUGGCUUGGGUACUACAAGACGAACAGAUAUGGCCGCGGCUCACAAGAGGAACGAGCAAAACACAGACAGGAGAAAUUCGAAGGCCUCGUUACUUGGUAUUUUGAUGCUGUCGUGCAAUCCUUUCCCGUCUUACUUCAGAUCUCCCUUCUUCUCUUUGGGAUUGCCCUCGGCUCCAAUCUGUGGUACGAGCAGCCGAGCAUCGCCUGGGUCAUCAUUGCAGCGACGGCCUUCGGAUUUUUGUUCUAUUCCCUGACUGUAAUGGCAUGCUUGAUAUCUCCCCCUUGUCCAUUCCAGACACCGAUAUCGAGGAUAUUGUGCAUCUUACGUAUCGACAGUAGGAACAUUUUUUUUUCUGAAUUCUGGUGGUCGUUUCCUUUCUAA
This is a messenger RNA of Suillus bovinus, 564 nucleotides long. RefSeq lists its product as uncharacterized. The transcript has a single exon. NCBI's taxonomy places the organism in Eukaryota, Fungi, Basidiomycota, Agaricomycetes, Boletales, Suillaceae. The coding region runs from base 1 to 564 and encodes 187 amino acids. The record is from RefSeq and is a predicted model, not a curated record.